AUGGAACACCUCGCGCGCGACCCGGCUCCUAGAUCUCGGAUAUACCACCUCAUGGCCGAAAGGAUGUCCUUCAAGAUCACGGCUGCUCUCCGUGCAAGAAGGGUGGAGAAGUGGAUCCGCGCCGUUAGGAGGGACUAUCUCGACAACGCACCAAUCAAGUGCGUCGGCUUGGACUGCGAGUUCACCAACCCUUGCGAGGCUGAUCAGCGCGCCGCCGUCCUUCAACUCUCUGUGGCGUCCGAGAAUUUGUUAUUCCAGAUUUGUUGGGCUGAUGAAGUGCCACAAGUUCUCAAGGAGUUCUUGCUGGACGAGAGCAUCAGAUUCUGCGGCACGACUAUCGACAAGGAUGUGGAAAUGUUGAGUCCCUACUGUAUUCAUAUUACUUCUGCGUUCGACCUCUUGAAGAUACUCCCGAAUCCCACCAAAAAUCUCAUUCUGAGUCUAUAUGAUCUGGCAAAUUCUAUCAUUGUGACAAAUCUUGUGAAGAAGAAGAGGAAUAAGUAG
Messenger RNA from Lolium perenne, 504 nucleotides. RefSeq lists its product as uncharacterized. Gene Ontology annotation, molecular function: nucleic acid binding; 3'-5' exonuclease activity. Gene Ontology annotation, cellular component: nucleus; cytoplasm. The record is from RefSeq and is a predicted model, not a curated record. Lineage: Eukaryota; Viridiplantae; Streptophyta; Magnoliopsida; Poales; Poaceae.